CACACACACAGACACACACACACACACACGAGGCAGGUAAGGCCAAGAAGCAGGAGAAGGGGAUAACAAGGAGAAUGCUGCUCUAAGAGGAUUAUCACGAUCUGUCUUGUCUACGGAUGCCUGGUUCACCGGUUGGAGAACUGCGCACCGGAACCUACCGAAAACCGGGAGAUGAAAAGGGUCAUACUCGCUUUGGUGCGAGUCGAAAGACGUCUUGAACCGGUCCUAUAUGUGGCCUGGAUUAACUGAGACGGUGCAGGAUGGUGUGCGAUAGUUGUGACCUGGUGGGAGCGCACGGAAGACCGUCACCGGGAUUGCAUGCGCACGGUGCGGUUUCCUGAGGCGGGGUUUUUUGACAGGCUGUUUAUGACAUGAAGACCCGACCUGCGGGGAUCGGCAAUGCCAAUGCCGACUGGAUGGGUUCGCUCCCCUCGAAGCUCAGUGCCAUGCCCCUCAAACACCUCGCCGUGCCAGGGUCUCAUGAUUCGUUUACCUACUGGGUUGAUGUGCAUGCUCCUGUGGGCCCAGACCAGAAGGUGUAUGUGAAGUAUCUCGCCACCAUGUUCAGCAUCUUAGCCAAGAAAGUCAUGGUGAAGUGGUCCAUGACCCAGAACCUGACAUUUAAAGAGCAGUUGGAGGCAGGAAUUCGCUACUUUGAUCUCCGGGUCUCCUCCAAACCAAGAGAGUCUGGACAUGAGAUCUACUUCAUCCACGGCCUGUUUGGCCACAAGGUGUGCGAUGGCUUGUUAGAAAUCAACACCUUCUUAAACCGGCACAGGAAAGAAGUUGUGUUCCUUGACUUCAACCACUACUAUGCAAUGGGAGCAGAGCAUCAUGUGUACCUCAUCAACAUGCUCAAGCAAGUGUUUGGCAGCAAGCUUUGCAACGACUGUGCAGUAGAGAGCAUCACUCUGGACUUCCUCUGGCAAAACAAAUACCAGGUGAUUGUGUUCUACCAUCAUCCAUCGGCUCAGCACAUUCCUGUCAUGUGGCCCGGAAACAAGAUCCCCGCUCCCUGGGCGAACACCACCCGACCCAAGAAGCUCACACAGUUCCUGGAAACUACACUACAGCAAAGAGCCAAGCAGGGCUCCUUCCACGUGUCUCAGGCCAUCCUCACACCCAAGUCCAAAACUGUGGCCAAGGGCCUGGUCUGGGGGCUUCGCAGCUACCUGGUGGAAAGAAACCUGCCAACCAUCAUGUCCUGGGUUGAGGCUCAGAGGCCGGGGCAGGAGGGGGUGAACAUCAUCACCUCUGACUUUGUGGACCUCACCGACUUCGCCAACAUAGUCAUCAAACUCAACAACCUGCUGUUGCCUGAACAGGACCGCAGACCGAGAUGACACAUGUGUGCACAACAGGACCAAUGUGUCUGGACCCCGCUGUGUGGCAGAGGUCGGACGACAGAUUCCUCCAUCAUUGUUGCAUAUAUAGUUGUUCCAUUAUUUUCAAUAAUAAUGUGUGAUUUACGUUUUUAUUUUAUUGUUGUCAUCUAGCACAUAGGUGCUUCUUGAACUGACAAGGUUGCCUUGCUCAAGGACACUUCCACAAUAGAUUACACAGGGAU
Molecule: messenger RNA, 1567 nt
Organism: Pseudoliparis swirei
Lineage: Eukaryota; Metazoa; Chordata; Actinopteri; Perciformes; Liparidae
Gene: plcxd2
Product: phosphatidylinositol-specific phospholipase C, X domain containing 2
Exons: 8
Coding region: 372-1343 (323 amino acids)
Biological process (GO): lipid metabolic process
Molecular function (GO): phosphoric diester hydrolase activity
Source: RefSeq, a predicted model, not a curated record